Messenger RNA from Cajanus cajan (pigeon pea), 548 nucleotides. The record is from RefSeq and is a predicted model, not a curated record. NCBI's taxonomy places the organism in Eukaryota, Viridiplantae, Streptophyta, Magnoliopsida, Fabales, Fabaceae.
AAUUAUCGGUACAAAAUGUGGUUUCUGAGUUAUUGCAGUCUAAUUUCACAGGAUAAACUACCUGAAGCUCGUGUUGUUUAUUGCUCAGCGACUGGAGCAUCUGAGCCGCGCAAUAUGGGUUAUAUGGUUCGACUUGGUCUUUGGGGAGAUGGGACUUCAUUUGCUGAUUUCCGUGAAUUUCUAGGUGCUCUUGACAGAGGGGGUGUUGGAGCUCUUGAAUUAGUUGCCAUGGACAUGAAAGCAAGGGGUAUGUACUUAUGUCGGACACUUAGCUAUGAGGGUGCAGAGUUUGAAGUUAUUGAAGCACCACUAGAAGAAAAAAUGAUGGUAUGGGACACAAUUGUUUACUUGUGCUAUUAUUUACCGAAGUUGUAAUUGUUUUACAGAAGAAAGUGGGUAAUUAUCUGGGCAAAUGUUGACUGGCUUCUGAAAAUAAUAAUCUGUAAAGUAUAACCUAACAGAAAGGGAAUUCCAUCAACUGGUUUCCACAGGCUGUCUGUAGUUGUGUGACAUGCAAUAAAGUAAUUAGCCUUUCCUUUUUCUGACAA